AGCGGAGCCAGGAGGCCCUGCACCGUGUGGAGGUCGUUUGAGUGACCUGCUGGCCGCCUGUUCCUUCUGCCGUCCCGAGCCCUGCCCGCCUGGCCAUGCUCUCCGCCCUCGCCCGGCCUGCCGGCGCCGCUCUCCGCCGCAGCUUCAGCACCUCGGCCCAGAGCAAUGCUAAAGUAGCCGUGCUAGGGGCUUCCGGAGGAAUCGGGCAGCCCCUUUCGCUCCUCCUGAAGAACAGCCCCUUGGUGAGCCGCCUGACCCUCUAUGACAUCGCUCAUACACCUGGAGUAGCCGCUGAUCUGAGCCACGUCGAGACCAGAGCAGAUGUGAAAGGCUACCUGGGACCUGAACAGCUGCCAGACUGCUUGAAAGGUUGCGAUGUGGUGGUUAUCCCGGCGGGAGUCCCCAGAAAACCAGGCAUGACGCGGGAUGACCUGUUCAACACCAAUGCCACGAUUGUGGCCACCCUGACUGCUGCCUGUGCCCAGCAUUGUCCUGAAGCCAUGAUCUGCAUCAUUGCAAAUCCGGUUAACUCCACCAUCCCGAUCACAGCAGAAGUUUUCAAGAAACACGGAGUAUACAAUCCCAAUAAAAUCUUCGGUGUGACAACCCUGGACAUUGUCAGGGCCAAUACUUUUGUUGCAGAACUGAAGGGUUUGGAUCCGGCCCGAGUUAACGUUCCUGUCAUUGGUGGCCAUGCCGGGAAGACCAUCAUCCCCCUGAUCUCUCAGUGUACCCCCAAAGUGGACUUUCCCCAGGACCAGCUGACAGCCCUCAUUGGGCGCAUCCAGGAGGCAGGCACGGAGGUGGUCAAGGCUAAAGCCGGAGCAGGUUCGGCCACCUUGUCCAUGGCAUACUCUGGUGCACGGUUCGUCUUCUCCCUCUUGGAUGCCAUGAAUGGAAAGGAAGGAGUUGUUGAAUGCUCCUUUGUGAAGUCAAAGGAAACGGAGUGUACCUAUUUCUCCACACCAUUAGUGCUGGGGAAAAAUGGCAUUGAGAAGAACCUGGGCAUUGGCAAAAUCUCCUCUUUUGAAGAGAAGAUGAUAGCUGAGGCAGUUCCUGAGCUGAAAGCCUCAAUCAAGAAAGGAGAAGAGUUUGUAAAGAACAUGAAAUAAGCAAGUCAUUAAUGAGUACUCAGUUUCCUUAAUUUAUUAAGGCAUCAUGUCACUGUAAAGCCAUUUCAGAUACCUUUGUAUUUUAAUUUGCUCUGACAUUAUCAUCCCUUCCAAGUUGUUGGUUGGGCUAUUGGCACAUCAAUAAAAGCCAUCUUCGAUUUUCUUUUUUCAA
Messenger RNA from Loxodonta africana (African savanna elephant), 1284 nucleotides. It is a transcript of the gene MDH2, whose product is annotated as malate dehydrogenase 2. Gene Ontology annotation, molecular function: L-malate dehydrogenase (NAD+) activity. The transcript is spliced from 9 exons. Gene Ontology annotation, biological process: tricarboxylic acid cycle; malate metabolic process. The record is from RefSeq and is a predicted model, not a curated record. Lineage: Eukaryota; Metazoa; Chordata; Mammalia; Proboscidea; Elephantidae. Gene Ontology annotation, cellular component: mitochondrion; cytoplasm. Bases 96 to 1112 code for a protein of 338 amino acids.